This is a messenger RNA of Chara braunii, 2621 nucleotides long. The record is from the annotation of a GenBank genome assembly. NCBI's taxonomy places the organism in Eukaryota, Viridiplantae, Streptophyta, Charophyceae, Charales, Characeae.
AUGCGAUUGGUUUGACCUAAGUUUGCUUAUUUUUCUGACUGUUUGCUUACCCCGACGUUUGCAUGUUGUCUCCUUCGCCUGUUUUGCAUGUCUGACUUUGCGAAGACAGCCAUGCCAAGAGGAGGGAGGGGGAUACGACCGCUAUGGAGGCCGUUGAGGGCAUCAGGAGGAUAUGAGCGGUAUAGGUCUCACCACCGAGAGAGCACACCAGUGUACGAUGAUGGGGAUAUUGAGUUGUUCCUAGACGAGUUCUGGGGGUAUGCUGAUCAUAUGGGCUGGACCAUGACCCAGGCAAUCGGGAGGUUGAGAGGAGUUGACAAAUUCGCAGAGCCCAUCGCACAGAUCCGUAGGGAGGCGAGGACGAGGUCAGAGGUGGAGGCAAGGAUGCAGGAGCUACGGCCAUCACCUGUUGGACCUGAUGGUAGACCUAUCCACUUGGAGAUAGGGAAUGCAGAGGAGUUCAUCCCCGCGUUCGAGCAGUUCAUGCAUAAUCAGGGCAUAUUGAGGGAUGAGUGGCCGAGGACGUUACCAUUGUGGACCCGAAAGGCGGAGAGGCCCUUGGCCAGGCAGAUCAGAGACAUGGCCCGAGAUUGGGAGGGAUGCAGGGCGCACUUGAGAGAGGCAUUCCGACGGCCAGAGCCGCCUCAGCCCAGAGUAGAGAGACGUCUGAGGAGCGGGAGGCAGAGGGGCCCUGAGCCCACUGAGGCCAGGCCGUCGCGAAGGGGACGAAAGGCGCUCGCAAGGCGAGAGGAGGAGAUGGUACCUGGGACUGAGGGGCGAGGGACAUAUCUUGAGUGCGGGUUAGGACCGGUGGAGUUCCAUCGUUUUACUGAGGGAGGGCAGAGAGUAUCUCCACUGCACAUAUGGGAGGAGGUGCCAGUAUCUGGAGAGCCACUACAAAAGUUGGAGGCACAAUUGGACGUCUCCCAGUGGAGAAUGCCACCAACAAGUGAGAGGCGUGACGAGCCAGCGGAAGAGGUGCCACAAGAGGAGGUUCAGAGCCCUGAGCGGGAGAAGGGACCAAAUAUUGAGAAAGGGCGUGCUGAGGAGACAGUCAUAGAGGUUGAGGAGGAUACACCCCCUCAGACGCCAGCUGUGGGACUGAGGAUUGGGAACUCACCAGAGAGUGCACCCAGCAGAGAAGAGGAAUCACAGCGAGAGGAGGUCCCACCACCACUGCCAGAGAUGCUGGCCACACACGCUCUGGAGCACCCUGACCUGGAGGAGCCCGUACCGGUAGAGUCACCCCAGGAGCCGUAUAAGGCUGGGAGAGAGGUGGAGGCGGAGAUCCCAGAGAGAGACGAUCGUCGCACAAGGGAGAGAGUACCAGCAGGGGAAACGGUUGAGGAAAAGCGGGCCAGAGUAGGGAGGCGCUGGGAAGAAAUUCAGCAAGAGAGGCAAAGGUUGGAAGAAGCAGGGGCACUCCCGGAUCCGCCGCCACCCCAUAAGCCGUAUGGACUCAAGGAGAUGUGGGAGGAAUUCCUUGUUCAACAUGGCGAGAGUUUAACAGCUUCAGACAAGGCGGAAGUCGAGAACUCACAAAAAGCGGAUGAGUAUUUGGACCGAAGGAUCCGCUCCCUGUCCAAGACAUCCUUCGACAGGUAUAUGAUGUUGGAGGCUGAUCUGAGGGGGAAAGAGAUGAGGGAGACAAGCCAUGGAAUGCGUUUGGAGGCCGUCGAGGCCGAGGUCCGCGAGCUCAGAGCAUUGGUGGCUAGUCAGGCCGCCAUCAUUCAAGAUUUGAGGCAGCAGCUUCGAGGCAGCAUGGAUGGGGCAGAAAGCAGCAGGCAGGGAGACCAGAGGCAGCCGGGACGUGGCUUACCAGAGCAGCCGCCUGCGACUGAACCUCGGCAAGAAGCACCCAUGGGGAGAGUCAUUUUGGAGCCUGAGGAGGCAAAGGCCGUGAGGAAGGCGGAGAGAGAGGCCUUCGAGUUCAGGACCCCUACUGAACUCGCUAUACUGCCUACGGUGACAGCAGGCCCUACCAUACCACCUUCAGUUGAGGAGGGACUGCCGACAGCCAGCGGCGAGCCAGUCCAGGGCUCAACAGAGAGGUCUAUCGAUGUGCUGCUUGAGACGGUUCACACUAUGCAGGAGGGCGCGAGCUUAUAUUCACCUGAACCGAGGAUAGAGGAGCCUCCUGAGGGCGAGAUGGGGGUUGCAAUGGAGGACGUCAUCGAGAGCAAAGAGUAUAGACCGGAUGAAAUUGGGAUACGACUGGGAACUAGUACUCAGGACUUGGAAACAGGAUCCGAGGAGCCUAUGGACGCGCCUCAGAGUUAUGAGCUGAGCAGGGAGGCCAGUGAGGCACCAUCAUCGCCAGGGUCUCAGCGAAGGAAGAAGAGGCCAAGAAAGUCAUUUGAUUCGACCUGUUUCUUCUGCAAAAAGGGAGAGCAUAGGGCUUUGCAGUGCCUUAAGUUCUUAAGGGACCUGGCUGAGGGGAAGGUCAUGGAAAGUGGUGGAAGAAUGUAUGAUAGACAGGGUAGGAUAGUAGAGCGAUCUGCCUACGGAGGUAGAGCUCAGUUGUACAGGCAGAACCAGGAGGAGAUGAGUGAGUAGGGAAUGGUUUGCCUAAGUAAGGCAGACGCCACUCUGUUGACCUUGUUCUCAUUUUGACAGUUAGA